GUUCCCGACAUCUCCUUUGGCUUGAACCCGGUGGCUACAGCUGCCGAAUGACAAGUGAAUUUAUCGUUUCCUGAAAACUGUGUUUUAUAUCGAAACAGAAGAACUUCUUCUCACGAACACAGCCAUGAGGAGUCUUUGGACCAAAGCAGGUGUUUUAGGUUCGGUGUCGAUGGCUUUUGGUUCUGUGCUGUGGUCUCAGAAAAAGACUGAAUCAGACCAGGUUGCUUCCAAUUGCACCUCUGCUGACACAAAUCACGCCUCUCCCUACGAACUCAAAUUGGUGCAAGUCCUGUUCCGACAUGGUGCUCGAACGCCACUAAAGUCAAUACCUGAUGUGAUGGAGGUCCAAUGGGUUCCAACGCUCCUGGAGCCUCCAGCGUACACCCACAUCAACUACGUAGUGACAGAUCUUCAUGGUGGCCCAAAGCCCCCAGCUCCUGUAGAAGACAGCUAUCGGAAAAACGUACUGACCGGUGGCACGUUCCCCGGUCAGCUGACCACAGUGGGCAUGCAGCAGCUGUAUGAGCUGGGCAAGAGGCUGAGGAGGAGAUACAUUGAGGAGAGUCAUUUCCUCAGCUCUACCUUUAGCCCAGCCGAGGUCUAUGUGCGCUCCACUAACAUUGUGAGGACCAUUGAAUCUGCCAAAUGCCUGGUAGCGGGGCUCUUCCAACAGAAACAAAAAGAAAUUGUGCCUAUAUUAACAACGGAGGCAGAAUCUGAAAUCUUGUAUCCUAACUACCAUGGAUGCAAGAUGCUCAAAAUCCUUGGCAGCCACCGCUGGGCAGAGUCGUCCACUCUGCCAGACAUUGCAGCCGACCUGCAGAGCAUCCAGAGCGCACUGGGCAUUGCUGCUCACCAGCAUAUUGACUUCAUCCUCAUUAGGGACGACAUGGUUGCCAGAGAGACGCACGGCCUGCCCUGCCCACCAGCACUGGACACCUGGAGGAAUAAAGUGGAACAGAGAGCUGUGGACAUGAUCUGCCAUGUUUACGAACCCAGCAAGAGGGAGAAUUUGCAGCUGUGUGUGGGACCCCUCCUUCACACACUGUUAACCAACAUUGAGGAGAAACUGCAGGGUACCUCAUCAGAGCCAAACAGGAAGCUGUUUUUGUACUCUGCACAUGACACCACUUUGAUUCCCUGUCUGAUGGCCAUGGGGGUGUUUGAUAUGAGGUGGCCACCAUAUGCUGCUGAUAUCACUCUGGAGCUCCACCAACACCAGCAGACCAACAAGGCCUUUGUGAAAGUGUCAUACAUAGGCCAGGAUCAGCUUAUACCAGGUUGUAGUGGAGUCUACUGCCCCCUGGAGGAGUUCAAACAGGCCCUCUCAGCAUACUCACUGAGCUCUGAACUCUACCAGUCACUUUGUAACAACACUGAGGGCUUGACCGAACCCUGAAUCCUCAACAAACCUACACGUCUCAACAUAGUGCUGCCUAUCACAUUACACUCAGUUUUUUUUAACGUUUUCAGUUCUCACUCCAUCCAGCCAUUCUCAGUAAUUAUACCUCACUGUCGGACUACUCCAGGGUAACUUUCUUGGGCACACCAAUGAGUGUUGGAUUAGAGCCUCUUUAAGUUUACAUCAGACUUUUAAUUUCAUAAUUCUUCAUCUCUGUGUAACCAUGGCAGUAAAUUGUUCCAUAUAGGUAAAUUAACUUAAUGAUUAUGGCAUAUUGACAAGUGUAUACGUUGAAUGAUUUUGCUCUGCAGUCUAUGCCUGAUAUCACUUGUAUGAUGCAUAGAUGUAUGUGUGCUUGCACUUAAUCUGUUUGGCUUAAUGAUGAAAGCAGGUGUCACCAACUAAAACCAAUUAUGUCUGCCCAUCUCUCAGUAUCUUCAUACAUCUUUUAAAACAGAUUACAUUUUUUUAAAAAGUAUAAGCAAUUCCCUAAAAUCGCUGGGCACAAGUUUUUCACAAACAGUACCUGAACAGGAAUAAGUUGUGCACUUGACGGGGACUAUGUUCAGCUGCGGAUCGACACAAACUUGUUCUACCGAGUGUUCACGGCACUAGGACAGUCUACGAUAUGUGUGAUUGACUCACAAUUCAGUGCCCAUGUCUGUUACAAAGAAGGAACAUAUCACCCAGUGAUGUGGCUCCUGUAUGUGUUAAACAAUGGACGUUUAAGGAACACUACAUAUAUGGACGUCUUAAAGGUUGACCAAUGUGGUAUCUUCAAUGCCUGUAUUUGAUUGCUGAUGCAAUUAUGCCAAUUUGGUUGUGUUAACAAUCAAAUCUUUAGUUUACGGUCAUUUCACCCCUCAGGGGAAUACUAGGCAUUUUCAUGUACUGUAUCUAAUGUUUGUUAACAAAGGAGGCACAAAGUGGAUUGUACAUUAGUGUGUAGGUGAAUGUCUUCAUAAUCAUGUAGAACCUGCAGAAUGGGAAUAAUUCAGCUGUAGUAUGAAGAGUGAAACACUUGGUUGUCCUCUUGUGGGAAUUUGUUGAUAAUAUCAGACCACAGUAUAAUAGGCAUAAGUACAUGCCCAUUAUAUACACCUGCGUUACUGUGUUACAAUAACACGUAUUGUACCUCAUCAGGGAGUUCCCAUGACCUGUUGCUUAAAAUGUAAAGGUUUGGUUUGGAUUGGUGAGGCAUAAAGAUUUUGAUCAAUGUUGAGUCUCUUUCUUUGGCUCCUGUCCCAUAAGGGUCUAUGUACUAUUCCU
This is a messenger RNA of Chelmon rostratus (copperband butterflyfish), 2671 nucleotides long. RefSeq names its product acid phosphatase 6, lysophosphatidic (gene acp6). Gene Ontology annotation, biological process: dephosphorylation. The coding region runs from base 125 to 1399 and encodes 424 amino acids. NCBI's taxonomy places the organism in Eukaryota, Metazoa, Chordata, Actinopteri, Chaetodontiformes, Chaetodontidae. The record is from RefSeq and is a predicted model, not a curated record. The transcript has 11 exons. Gene Ontology annotation, molecular function: phosphatase activity.